Molecule: messenger RNA, 4366 nt
Organism: Parnassius mnemosyne (clouded apollo)
Lineage: Eukaryota; Metazoa; Arthropoda; Insecta; Lepidoptera; Papilionidae
Source: the annotation of a GenBank genome assembly
AUGGUACAACUUCACGCUGCUGGCGGCGCAGCUGAACGAGGCGGAGGAGGGCGUGGCGCCGACCGACUCGCGGCGGCGGCCCGACCAGCGCCUCAUGGAGGAGGGCCUGUGGGACGAAGCCAACGCAGAGAAGCUGCGCCUCGAGGAGAAGCAGCGCGCCGCGCGCCGCGAGCUCGAGGCUGCCGCGGAGGCGGCGGCGGCUGCGGGCGGCGCGGGGCCGGAACCUCCACGCCCGCGCUGGUUCACGCGGCAGGCGGCGCCGGGCCAGCCGCUGCUGCGCCACCUCUACAACCACCGCUACUGGGAGUGCAAGCAGCGCGCCGACUGGGCCGACUGCCCCGACAUCUUCUAGCCGCACCGCACCACCACCAAGCACCACCAAGCACUACACCGCCACGCACGCAAACUGCCACGGCUUUCACCUAUCACGGCUUCGAAACCCACCAAACCCAGACGGAGCCAAGAAAAAAUUUGCACCAAGUCACAGAUUAUUUAUUGGCAAAAUGUGUUUCUGUUAAGAUUGUUCUCCUCUUCCCAUCUUAUACUCUCAAAUAAUCUUAUCGCUAAGCAAUUACAUCGGAUACGGGUCGGGUAGGACGGUAGUACUAUCAUAUCUUCCACACCAUUAACAACUUAAUUUGUCGUCUUAAUCGAAUAUCGGUUAAAAGGUCAUUAUUCUAGUGUAGAAGAACUUCUACUCUACAGCAAAAUAAAGAUUAGAAGUAAAAUCACCACCCUCAACUGUUACUGGGGCACAGGGUUGAAGUAUGAAAAAACAACAAGAAACAUGAAUUUCUGUAACUAAAGUAGGUCCUGCCUUGAACAUUUUUUUUUAAUUAUAUUUAAUAUGUAACACUCCACUACAAGGUUGUCAAAUUUAAACUAUUAGUAGCAGGCAGAUAAAAGGCAAUCAGUAAAUAGCUAUUUGUCACUGUUCUUGUGGGUUUGUAAUUUUUGAAAUAAUGAAUGCUCCAGUAUAUGAAAUGAAAUAUUUUCUUGACAUUUUCUUUAGUUAAAUGUUAUUUUAUAGCCAUAGGAUGUAAUUUUGUAAUCCAAUCUUCUAUCAUGUGACAUAUAAAUGUCCUCGCUCCAUCUCUGUAUUUUUUUUACUUCUAAUCUUUAUUUUGAACUAAUUACUACAUGUCGUGUAACUGAUUCUAAAAGUAAGUUAAUUUUUUAGUUCUUCUAAUAAGAAAGAGACUCACUCAAAUCUUAAAAAAAAAACGUUAUAUUAUAUAUUAUUUAUGAAAUAACUAAAAAUCUAAUAUUUGAAUAUUAUAAUCAAUGGCUUGUCGUGACCUAUUUAGUAUUCGACAGUAUAAAAGCAGAUCCAGAAGUGUUCUACAUAAUCUCAAUCUAUACAUUAAAUGAAUAAAUUUAGAUAUUCUCUAUUAUUUGUAAUUUCUUUGAUGUUCAUCCAGUGUGACUGGCCUUAUAGUGUGUUUUUAGAACUUGUUUACCGACCCUGAUGAAUUAGUAUCUUUAUAACUUUACUAUCAAAUUAAAUGCGCUGUUAAUUUACCUAGUUUAGUACCAAUGUUUUUCUAUAUCUAAGCCUAAUAUCAACUCAAUCUCGCUAGUCUGAUAGCACAAUAAAGACAAGUUUCAGGGAUAAGACAUACGAGCUUCCCCUCGCCUCUAUUGUGCCGGUUUUAGAACUAAUGAGGGUUUAUGUUGUUCUGCACUUAUGAUAUCGAUUCUCUUCUCUUGUUUGUUUACAAAAAUUAAGAAAAGUUAUAAGUACUUCUGUAAAUGUUAGUGUUUUUUUUUUUAUAAAUAUUUUUCGCUUGUCUGCAAUAGUGUACAUAAAUAUUAAUCAUGUAUAUACAUCUAACUGUUGAAAACAUUUUUUUUGUAUUCAUUCCAUGAUAUUUUUGUGAUGUGUUGCUUAUUUAUUGUUGUAACAAAUUUUAUUUACUUUUGCUUUAAUCCAAAUACUACGCUAGAACUAAAGUUUAAAUAUAUAUUGUAGCUGACCUGGCAGAAGUUGUUUGCUUUUUCCGGUAGGUGGCGCGAUUAGUUUUACUCUGAAUUUUACUCCGGACUUUUUACAGUGUAAAUAUGAAUUAUUCAUAAUACAAGCACAGCGCCACCUAUCGGGUCCAGAUUUAAUGAUUUUCUUUUUUGGCACUUAACGAACAUAUUGUGAAUAUGAAUUAUUUUGGUCCAUAAAUAUUCUAGGAUCGUAGCAUAGCUAUAAUCUAUCGUCUCGAUAGAAUAAAUUGAAGUGUGAAUAUAACCUUAAUCGGUCAAGUCGUAAAAAAGUUAUAUUAAUAGACGCACCAGCGACUACAUAUUAUAAAAAGAUAUUUUAACCAUAAUUUAGUUACUAUUAUCUUAUAGACAAAAUUUAACUAAAAUUAAUGUUAUGUCAGGCAUAUGUAUACAUAUAAUUUAUUUAUUGUGUUGGUUUAUACUUUAGAAAGGAAAUAACAUAAUGAAUGUGAUUUUAGAACAUUUAUUUUUAAAGGAACAACAUGAAUGGCUAGAAUCGGCCUAAAAUUUAAGUAUCUACAGAUCAGAAGACUACAUUGCUUUGUUUGUAUUACAAUUUAAGAAAUAAUAGUAACAACGAAGCUUGUGACUUGAUGAAAUAGAUAAGAUAUUUGCAUGUUUUACAUAAUUGUGCAUAUAUAAAAUAACAUUGUAUAAAAAAAUAGUGUUUUUGAGUCUCGGAACUAAAAAUGAUUUUUUGCAGUACUCAACGUUUUAAAACUUUCAUCAUAUUUAUACAAAGACAUUGCGAAUACCGAGAAAACAAUCUUAAAUUCUUUUACAGUUAUGAUGUAGCUAUAUUAACAAACCAUGUAAUAAUAAUUAAUUUAAUUUAAUUUUUAAUUUAGAAGUGAACUUAUCCAAUUUGCUUUAAGAACCAGAUCAAUAAAGUAGCAAAACAUGUUCUGUAAUUCGCUAGGUAAGCGACUUCAUUUCAACUUUAAUAUAAACAAUAUAGUACCUAUAUUAUAAAUUGUAACAAUACUGGCGCCGGUCUAACAAAAACCAAUGUUAAAAUUAACAUUGGUUUUUGUCUAAUUUAUUUUACUUCAAAUUAAAUAUAAUUAAAGGUAGCCAAACGAAAGGUGACUUAAGAAAGUCUAUCACAUCGAUUUGUCCCUUGGGUGUCGCAGAAGACGACUAUAGCAAAUACCAGAAAAAUCUUUGGCUUCCGGCAGGUAGUGAGUAUACAAUCUUAUUGACAUCUGAAGUAAAAAUAUAAACACAGUCAUAUUAAUAAAUGUAUUAUAAAUACCAUAUGUCAGACGUGUUUGUAUUCCCAUUUGCUCACAAAAUUGACUCAAAUGGUUUAAAACUUUGGCGCUUUGGUCACGUUUUGUAAAAUUGGAAUAUUUCUUUAUGCGCAUAAAUCGACGUGUCUCAGAAAUUUUUUGCUCUAAACUUAAAAAUACAUUCUCGCUUUAUUUAAUACUAUAAUUCUAAAUUUUUUUAAGUUCAUUUAAACUUAGAAUAGAAAAAAUAUGACAUGAGAAUACAUAUCGUUUAGUCUCAUUACAACCCCUGCUUAUUUUAGUGAAUUAAUCGUGUGAAGCCUUGAUAGUUGAUAUUUGAUGUACGUCGUCAUCUGGUACUUUCUACUGUUGCACUAUGUAAAAUAUGCAAUACCUUAUUUUAAAAACAAAAAAUAAAUAUAAUUAUAUAAAGCAUCUCAUUAUACACAAUAUCAGUACGAUUUGUUUUAUUAAUGACUACUGGAAGUUAUUUGCAGACGGCAGUUUCGAUGUCGGCUUGUAGAGGUUUGGAAUAUUUUGUAAGUUGUAUAACAAAGUGUACAUUUUCAAGUGUAUGUAAGAUAAUUUGUUAAUAUUUUUAUUAUUAAUUAUAGAACGAGGUUUGAAUACAAAGCCAUAACAUCUGUAUAAUGUUGAUUAUGAUAAUAAAUACGUCGCAGAAAGAGCAGUUUUAUUUAAUAAAAGGUGUCUCAGCGCCGAUUUUAAACUUUGAAUAUUUGUUUUAAAAAAAAAACAAUUGUGUUUAUAAUAUUUUAAUUCCAGUAAAUUAUAGUACAUUAGUGCGAAUUUUAUGAACGGAAUAUUACACCGUGAAGAUGUAUUCGAUGGCGUUCUUAAUGUUACCAACUUAACUAAUAUUUUUUCCUUCAUUUAAUCUUAUUACUAAAAUUAUGUAAUUAUAUCAAAUUACAUAAAUGACCGAAUUGAUUAACAAAGCUCAGUUAAAAAAAAUUGUAAUGUUCAGCUUAAACUUACAAAGACCUAAUAAAUACUAAACCCUAUAUUUAUUGUUUAAGAUUCGCAUAAUAAAUAUAUUUCUUGAUUGUAACUUCCGUAAGUUUGAAGCUACACAUCACAAGUUUCUAUGGUAAGAUUUAAGUUAAUAUAAAUUAUUCCUU